AUGUUUAUGGCAAGAUCAGAAUACGAUCGGGGUAUCAACACCUUCUCUCCCGAAGGGCGCCUCUUCCAGGUCGAGUACUCGCUCGAGGCCAUCAAGCUGGGCAGCACGGCCAUCGGGGUGGCGACGUCCAAGGGCGUGAUUCUUGGGGUGGAGAAGCGCGUGACAUCGACGCUGCUCGAGACGUCGUCGGUUGAGAAGAUUGUCGAGAUCGACCGGCACAUUGGGUGUGCCAUGAGCGGCCUGCAGGCUGACGCACGGUCCAUGGUCGAACACGCCCGCGUCGAGUGCCAGAGCCACGCCUUCAACUACAACGAGCGCCUGCGCGUCGAGAGCUGCACCCAGGCUAUCUGCGACCUGGCGCUGCGCUUCGGCGAGAGCGCCGACGGCGAGGCCUCCAUCAUGAGCCGCCCCUUUGGGGUCGCCCUGCUCAUCGCCGGCUACGACGAGGACGGCCCUUCGCUCUACCACGCCGAGCCCUCGGGCACCUUUUACCGCUACGACGCCAAGGCCAUUGGCAGCGGGAGUGAAGGCGCCCAGGCCGAGCUGCAGAAUGAGUACCACAAGUCACUCACCAUCGAAGACGCCGAGACGCUGGUGCUCAAAACACUCAAGCAGGUCAUGGAGGAGAAGCUCGACUCCAAGAAUGUGCAGCUGGCGAGCGUAACCCUGGAGCGGGGCUUUAGAAUAUACACGGACGAGGAGAUGGCUGCUGUCGUUGAGCGGCUCCCUGCGAACUAG
Messenger RNA from Lasiosphaeria miniovina, 738 nucleotides. Its product is annotated as nucleophile aminohydrolase. Lineage: Eukaryota; Fungi; Ascomycota; Sordariomycetes; Sordariales; Lasiosphaeriaceae. The record is from RefSeq and is a predicted model, not a curated record. Gene Ontology annotation, biological process: proteasome-mediated ubiquitin-dependent protein catabolic process. Gene Ontology annotation, cellular component: proteasome core complex, alpha-subunit complex; proteasome core complex; nucleus. The transcript is spliced from 4 exons. The coding region runs from base 1 to 738 and encodes 245 amino acids.